This is a messenger RNA of Pelagomonas calceolata, 1135 nucleotides long. The record is from the annotation of a GenBank genome assembly. NCBI's taxonomy places the organism in Eukaryota, Pelagophyceae, Pelagomonadales, Pelagomonadaceae.
CAAGAGAGCCCAGCCCAGCGCAAAUCGCUACGCCGCGCGCCGCCCCCGGCCGACGCCGGGCUGCCCUCAAGGCCGCAUCGGUCCACCCGCCACGGGGUGCUGCGUUUCCGCUGCGUUUCCGCCGCCGCCAGCCCCUGUAAAGCCCCCGGCAGCGCCCUUUCGGCCAGGCCCGGAGCGCUGCCCCGUGUCGGCACGCCGACGACGCACCGGCGACGACGCACCGCCAGAGCCUCCACUGCGACACGCGCACGCAAUGGGCCGCUUCCCCUGCCCCGCCGGCUGCGGCCGCACCUUCGACCACCCGCCAGCGGCCAUCCAGCACGGCAAGAGCUGCGGCCGGCCCGCGCGCGCGCCGCCGGCGCGGGUCGUGAUUCUCGACCGCGGGCCGCUGCCGACGACGCACGUCACGCGGCGCAUCUUUGAAUUGAUGCGGCGCGUGCCUGUCAAUGAGCGGCCCGCCGCGUACCGGGCGGCGAUCACGGCUGCGCAGUGCGUCGCUGAUGCGGCCCGAGCUGUUGAUGAGGUGCCCUCAAAUCCAACGUUCGCGGCGCUGUGUCGGGGCGUCGCCGCGCGGCGCGACGCCGACCGCGCGGCGCUCGAGCCGCCGCGGAAGCGGCCGCGGUCGCCGUCGCCCGAGCCCGUUGUAGAAUGUGUUGCCUUCCAGAACGAUUCUGAUGAUGAGUACCGCGAGGACGACUUCGAGGCGUCGCCCGUGCCGAUAAGCGCGGGGCCUCCAACAUUAGGCGUGCACCACACGCCCGGCUCCUACGCGCACUUAUUGACCCGGAAGACGCCACCGGACUGGCCGCAUAUCGGUGAACGACCCACGACGCGCGCGGGCCGCGACGCCUUCAAGGAGCUGCGCUUGGACGUCGUCGCCGCGGCCUGGGCCGCCGAGAAAGCGCGAGAAGCGCUGGGGCCCGACGUCGUCGCCAUGGAUAUUGACCCGGCGCCGUCGGCGCGGGCCGAGAACGGCUCUGUCUCUUCGCCGCCGCCGCCGCCUGUUGUACCGACGCCGCCGCCCGAGACGUCCUCGCCGAACGACGGCAUAUCCGCGCUCUUGUCAGCGGUGGGCGACCGGGGCGGUGACCCGUUCGCCGCAUCGGUGCCGCCCGUCUAAAGUAUUCUUCCGAAC